This is a messenger RNA of Seriola dumerili (greater amberjack), 1188 nucleotides long. RefSeq names its product MANSC domain containing 4 (gene mansc4). NCBI's taxonomy places the organism in Eukaryota, Metazoa, Chordata, Actinopteri, Carangiformes, Carangidae. The transcript has 3 exons. Bases 1 to 1188 code for a protein of 395 amino acids. The record is from RefSeq and is a predicted model, not a curated record.
AUGAACGUCACAUGGGGUUUGCUGACGGUUUUGAGUGUGGUGUGCCACACAGAGUCGAGGUGCUCACCGACCUCUUAUUAUAAGAACUGCUGGAUCCGACGCUUCCCGGGUAUUUUCAUCGACAUCGAGGAGUCUCAGAGGAGAGGAGCGCAGCUUCUCAAGUAUUACCAGGAGGAGACGGCGCUGAAAUGCAGCCGCACCUGCUGCCUGACGAGGAACUUUUCCUGUAAUCUGGCCAUAUUUCACUAUGAUACUACUCAAGAAAACGUCAACUGCGUCCACCUGCACUGUCCAACACUGGAGAGCUGCAUCCUCAGUCACAGAGGCAACGUUGUUUUGUACAAUAUCACAAAGGGGGUGGAUCCUGACCUGCUGGUGUUUGGAAAAUACUUCACCUCCAACGUGCGCGUGUUACCCCACCACUACAGUCGAGUCAACGCCUCAGAGCCGCUGCCCUCAGACAAACGCCAGUUCAUACAUCCACCUCCACCCGCUGUCCUGCCUCUGACCUCUGCACCGACCGUUAAACCCCCCACCACAACAAGCAGAGUGUUCACAACCGCUGCUGCCACUACGCUGCCGAGCACCAGUCAGCCUGCAACUGUUUCCACAACUACAGCCACAUUUUCUUCCACUCCAUCUGCUCCUCUGACAGUCCUGGGGAACCAUGCACAAACAACAGCCCCAACCACCUCCUCCGUUUCUCCUGCGCCCAGCUUUACUACGCCUCCCUCAUCCACAGCCACCACUCCUGUCUUUUCUACCACAACUGCACAGCCCUCCACAUUCACCCCUAUCCAGCGGCACAUCACCACCUUCUCUCAAUCAACCACCAGCCCUCCAGCCUCCACAGCCCUUAUGGGUAACACAGAGAGCAGCAAGCAAUACCCCAAUGACACCGAGGGCAGCCUGGGGAGGAACCACACUGCAGGCGCUGAGGGAGGUCAGGGAGUCAGCGGGGAGGACACUUUAGGGGGGUUGGGACCUGGGUGGCACGUAGCCGCUCACACCUUGCUGGUUGCAGUGGCCAUCUGUAUCACAGUGCUGCUGAGCUGCUGUUGCUCCAUCCUGCUGGUGGUGAGCUGGAGAGGUCAGAGGAAAAGGAUGGGACGCUACCGACCAUCAUGGCGAGGGAAGAGAGGCUCCAUGCGUCUCAUAAAGUACGUGCUGGUCAGAGAGAGUUCCUGA